ACGCUUUCAAUUCUAGAUACUGCCUCCCCUUCUUUGACACGUACCUGGUAGACUAGCCGUUGUGAAAAUGGCAGAAGAUUGCAGGGUAAGCGACUUCUGCACCGCAUUACAUGUGCUCUCGGUACUCCGCGUCUACGUGGUACUGCUCCACACCCCAUGACUCUCCUUCAACAUGGCCCAUCAAGCCCAUAACAUUCCUUGGACCACUUUGUCGUCCUGCCUCUCCUGGCGCCUGUCGAACCGUUGCGAGGGUGGCGCCGCGGAUCUUCACUUGAAUCCCCGGCGCGACCGAGGCAAAAAGCUCAGGCACUUUACGACCGCGUUCGCGCGCAAUAUCCACGAGCAUGCCGAGAGCGAGAUUCGAAAACAUGCCGAUGAUAGCGAUCCGCCUCCCGCACGAGACGAAGUGGUUGUAGAGGAUGACGCGGCUGCCCUGAUUGCGCCCAUUAUUGAACGAUGGAGACAGUCUGUUGAAUAUCGCCCAGGCAUAAACAACACUCGGCUCGGCGCUUGUUCUCAUCAGAGCGACGACUGCGGCUGCGUUUUGCCUCGAGCAAGCCGUAAGAUGGCGGCUUUUACCGAAGUGUUCCAUGCACAAGGUUGCUACAGCCGUAUGCAUGUGAAAUCAAGCGGUUUCUUCAACGCGGAGGUUUUCACGGCGAUGCUGCUACACGGCCAGAUGCAAGCGUUGUUCCGCAUAUGCAGCCACCCAGAGGUCGCCUUGCAGACUUGGUGGCAGGAACAGGAGUGCCAGUGCAUAGACUAUUUUGGAUGGUUUCGUGUCUCUAGUUUCGCGCUGGACGCGUACAUCUUGCUGAAUGUGUUGCUGCACUUCCCCCAGACUUGGCAGAAGGGAGAGGCUGAUUACCGACGCUUGAAAACCUAUCAGGAGGUCGUGUACCGGAUCACCAAGGGUUCAGUCGACGAGCUGCCUGCAUAUCCGCACCGCCGUUUCUUUGGAAUUGCGGACGGCCAAUUCCAAGAGCACGAUGGUUGGGACUCUCCGCAUUCGCGGGAGCGAUGGCUUCGACCAAAGUCAUCACGGCGCCGGCGAGACCCCGGGGGCAAGAGUCAAGGGUCUGUAUUGGGACACAUUCCGUAUGAGGCUUUCGUCGACCUGAAUCAGGUUUCUGAGUACCUCCCUUCGAGUCAGGACGUUUCGCAUGUUCGAUGGGUUCUCUGUGAGAAAGGGUUACCAGCUGAAGUUGCCAACAUCAUCCUACAAGGAGCACGCUAUCACGCCCAAACGCGGCUCCCAGUGCCCGAUGAUCCCUUGCACUCGUCUAACAGCGACGAGUUGCGCAAGUACUUGACGUACAACUGGCAGCUCAUUGUCCGCAGUGCGGCACUCGGUGCACGCAUGGGGAUGGAGCUUGACUGGGAACAGCAGGUUGCUCGCUCCCUUCUGAGACUUUUUGGGUGCUCUUGCAAAAGCCACGAAGCACCGUCUUUGUGGAAGAUAGAUUACGGCUCUUCAUGGGAAGGGAUUAUCACAUUUCUGUGACCUCAUGGGCACUGGGCUUGGGAUGUCUAUCCGGCAUUGACUUUGCGGCCUGUGAGGCUAGCAGCCAAUAGUUUCUACGCAUGCUGGAGAUGAAGAUAUAUUACUUUGCAGAUUCGCAACGGCUUCUACUAACACUGCCGACUGACCUUCUUGAGAUGUCUGUUCGUUGAGUGGUUGAUGUCGAUGAGAGACCAACGAAAGCUCGAGAUACU
Molecule: messenger RNA, 1716 nt
Organism: Emericellopsis atlantica
Lineage: Eukaryota; Fungi; Ascomycota; Sordariomycetes; Hypocreales; Bionectriaceae
Exons: 1
Coding region: 173-1504 (443 amino acids)
Source: RefSeq, a predicted model, not a curated record